Messenger RNA from Onychostoma macrolepis, 1576 nucleotides. Its product is annotated as caspase recruitment domain-containing protein 11-like. Lineage: Eukaryota; Metazoa; Chordata; Actinopteri; Cypriniformes; Cyprinidae. The coding region runs from base 65 to 787 and encodes 240 amino acids. The record is from RefSeq and is a predicted model, not a curated record. The transcript is spliced from 6 exons.
AAUAUGUCAGACUCGUGUUUUUCUCUUCAGGGCUCAGCAGCUGCUGUUGGUGAGACUUCGUACGAUGGCGCUGGAACAGAAUCAGUGCAGGAGGAAGUUCUGUAAGAAAACCUCUGAGCGCGUUCGGCUCAUUAAAGCGGUCGCGGCGAACUAUCGCGAGAUUGGCUCAUCUAGUCCGGUGCUCUACACACUCAGUAACCGGCAUGAGGAGCAGCUGAUCCCGUUCAGUCUGGUUCAGAUGGUUGGGGUCUUCAGCAAACGGCCGGUGGUUUUCUCCCCGUCUAUUCUGUCCCGCGGGAUUAUCGAGCGGCUGCUGCAGCCGGCAGAAUCCGGUCUGGACUUCAACACCUGCCAUCCAGAGCCAGUGGAAAGUUGUGUGCGUCAGGAUAAGAGUGUGUUCCUCAUAGACUCCACAGAUCAACCACUGGGAAUCAAACUACAGAGUAUCCAAGAGGUUAUUAACCAGGACAAGCACUGUCUGCUUCAGCUGGGCUUGAAUCAUGUGGAGAAUCUCCUGAAGCAGAGCAUCUAUCCCAUCAUCAUCUACAUCAAACCCAAAAACAAGAAGGGACGCAAGUUCAGGAAGCUGUUAUCGGGCCACCGAGAGGAGGACCUGAUGGAAGCCUGUCAGAUGGAGGAGCUACAGCUGGAGACUCUUCCUGUGAUGUUCAGCACGGUGGAGCCAAACGCGUGGAGCAGCACGGAUGAGCUUCUGGCCGUCAUACGCAGCACAAUCCUGAGCCAGCAGAGCACCAUGGUGUGGCUGGAGCAGGAGCGACUCCAGUAGAGACGCAUCCUAAUGCGUUUCACACUUACUGUUGUUUAGGAUUGGUUAUGGGACAGAUGAUUAAUGACCAUACCUGUCAUAUAGUGGUUACAUCUCAUAUACUCCAUAAUGUGAAUCCACUGAUUUGAAUAAAAAGAAAAUUAAAAAACAUAUUUUAACAAACUGAUGCUGGAGAUUGGGGUUUCUACAGUUUUAUGUUCAUGUUUUAUAUCAUCUUUUUAUUAUGCACUUCAUUGAAGUAGUUAAACUUUAGAUAUCACUGAACUGUACUGUAUGUUCUUUUUUGAGUUGUAUCUGUGAAAUGAUCUGUAUUUAUUAUGAUCUUCAACCAGGAGAACUGCAUGACUACAUUCAUACAGUGUUUGGGAUCGACUAAUAUCAGGGGUUACAAUAGAACAUAUUUUUGAUAUUGAUCAAAUCUGUGAUCCAUAUAUUAUCCAUAUGAUGACUGUAAAGCAGCUCAUGUUCAGAUCUUCUCAAUGUCACAACCCGCUCCACUUGUGGGACAUGGGCAUUGGGUGAGAGGAAAAUACCAUCUUUUAGAUAAACACUUAACAUCUGAAAAAGCGUCAAGCAUCUUGAGAUUUUACAAGUCAUCUUAAAACACAUACAAACCAGGGACAUAUCUGCUGUGAAGCCUGACCCGCGAGAGGCAUGUUAGUACGUUUGCUCCUUUGCAUCUCUUGUUUUAAAGUAUAAAACAACCAAAGAACACUUUUUACGGACUCUUCAUAUAUAUUAUUGGUAUUUGAUGAUUUGUAAAUUGCACAUACUUUCAAUAAAACAUUU